Molecule: messenger RNA, 889 nt
Organism: Heterobasidion irregulare TC 32-1
Lineage: Eukaryota; Fungi; Basidiomycota; Agaricomycetes; Russulales; Bondarzewiaceae
Exons: 1
Coding region: 12-827 (271 amino acids)
Molecular function (GO): methyltransferase activity
Source: RefSeq, a predicted model, not a curated record
AUUCAACUGUAAUGUCAAGUACCGCCGCAUACGUUCACGGACAUCAGGAGUCGGUCUUGCAGCUGCACUCCUGGCGCACUGCAGCCAACUCGGCUGCGUACCUUCUCCCGUCUCUCAAGCCGCACAUGCACAUUCUAGACAUUGGCUGCGGGCCUGGCACCAUCACCAUCGACCUCGCCACUUUAGUACCCCAGGGACAGGUCGUCGGCCUCGAGCUCACGCUAGAGCCCCUCGAGCGUGCGCGCGCGAUCGCCACUCAGCGCGGCAUCAAUAACGUCCGCUUCGUCACCGGCGACGCGCACGCGCUCCCCUUCCAAGACGCCUCGUUCGACGUCGUGCACGCGCACCAAGUGCUCCAGCACGUGCGCGACCCCGCCGCCGCACUCCGCGAGAUGCGGCGCGUCGCGCGGCCCGGCGGUCUCGUCGCCGCGCGCGACGCGGACGUCGGGAGCAUGGUCUGGUACCCCGAAUCGGAGGCGAUAUCCGCGUGGCGCACGCUGCACUUCGAGGUCUCGCGCGCGGACGGCGGGCACCCCGAGGGCGGGCGCCGCCUGCUUGCGUGGGCGCUCGAGGCGGGAUUCGGCCGGGCGGACGUCGCGGCGAGCGCGGGGACGUGGUGCUUUAGCACGCCGGAGGAGCGCGCAUACUGGGGUGGGCUGAUGGCGGAUAGGAUGGUCGGGUCAGGCUUUGCGCAGGCGGCGAUUGAGGGUGGUCAUGCGGGCGCGGAGGAGCUCGCGCGGAUCGCGCAUGGGUUUCGAGAAUGGAGUGUUCAAGAGGACGGGUGGUUUGGGAUUAUCCAUAGUGAGAUCGUCUGUCAGGUUGCGUAGUCCGUAUCUCCCUUGCUUGUUUGUCUCCAGUGCUGAAUAUCAAGUUGCCUCGCUUUCGAUGU